This is a messenger RNA of Ornithorhynchus anatinus (platypus), 6411 nucleotides long. It is a transcript of the gene ADAMTS15, whose product is annotated as ADAM metallopeptidase with thrombospondin type 1 motif 15. The coding region runs from base 38 to 2881 and encodes 947 amino acids. Gene Ontology annotation, cellular component: extracellular matrix. NCBI's taxonomy places the organism in Eukaryota, Metazoa, Chordata, Mammalia, Monotremata, Ornithorhynchidae. The transcript has 8 exons. Gene Ontology annotation, molecular function: metalloendopeptidase activity. The record is from RefSeq and is a predicted model, not a curated record. Gene Ontology annotation, biological process: extracellular matrix organization; proteolysis.
CCCUCCCGGCCUCCCCGCCCCCCUCGCCCCCCUCCCCAUGCAUCUGCUGGCGCUGGGGGUGGUGGCCCUGGCCCUCCUGGGGCCGGCCAGCCGGGCGUCGGGGCCGGAGCAGGAGGUGGUGGUGGUUCCCAUCCGGCUGGACCCGGACAUCAACGGCCGCCAGUACUAUCGGCGGGCCCCGGACGAGGCCGGCGAGCGGGGCCUCACCUUCCAGAUCUCCGCCUUCCAGGAGGACUUCUACCUGCACCUGGCCCCGGACGCCCGGUUCCUGGCGCCCGCCUUCUCCAGCCGGUACCUGGGCGCGGGGCCGGGGGCCGAGCCGGCCCCGACCCCGGCCCCGGCCCCGGCCCCGGCCCCGGCCCGCUGCUUCUACUCCGGGGACGUGAACGCCGAGCGGGACUCGUUCGCCGCCCUGAGCCUGUGCGGGGGGCUGCGCGGGGCCUUCGGCUACGGCGGGGCCCGCUACCUCAUCAGCCCCCUGGGGAACGCCAGCGCGGCCGGCCCGCGGCGCCCCGGCCAGGGCCCGCACCUCCUGCGGCGCCGCGCCGCCCCGGGCCGGCCCCCGGGGGACCCCGCCCCCCGCUGCGGGGUGGCCUCCGCCUGGAACCCCUCCAUCCUAAGGGCCCUGGACCCCUACCGGCCCCCGCGGGCCGCCCGGAGGGCCAAGCGCUUCGCCUCCGUCCCGCGCUUCGUGGAGACGCUGGUGGUGGCCGACGAGUCGAUGGUCAAGUUCCACGGGGCCGACCUGGAGCACUACCUGCUGACGCUGCUGGCCACGGCCGCCAGGCUCUAUCGCCACCCCAGCAUCCGCAACCCCGUCAGCAUCGUCGUCGUCAAGAUGCUGCUCCUCGGGGAGCGCGACAAGGGGCCCAAGGUCACGGGCAACGCGGCGCUGACGCUGCGCAACUUCUGCGCCUGGCAGAAGAAGCUCAACAGGGGGAGCGACAAGCACCCCGAAUACUGGGACACGGCCAUCCUCUUCACCAGGCAGGAUCUGUGUGGCGCCACCACCUGCGACACCCUGGGCAUGGCUGAUGUGGGCACCAUGUGCGACCCCAAGAGGAGCUGUUCGGUAAUUGAGGACGACGGGCUGCCAUCUGCCUUCACCACUGCUCAUGAGCUGGGCCACGUGUUCAACAUGCCCCACGACAACGUGAAGGUAUGUGAAGAGGUGUUUGGGAAGCUGCGGGCCAAUCACAUGAUGUCCCCCACCCUCAUCCAGAUUGAUCGUACCAACCCUUGGUCAGCCUGCAGUGCCGCCAUCAUCACGGACUUCCUGGACAGUGGGCACGGCGACUGCCUCCUGGACCAGCCCAGCAAGCCCAUCUCGCUUCCUGAGGCCGACCUGCCCGGCAGCAGCUACAGCCUGAGCCAGCAGUGCGAGCUGGCCUUUGGCCUGGGCUCUAAGCCCUGCCCCUACAUGCAAUACUGCACCAAGCUGUGGUGUACGGGCAAGGCCAAGGGCCAGAUCGUGUGCCAGACGCGCCACUUUCCCUGGGCGGACGGCACUGGCUGCGGCGAAGGCAGGUUCUGCCUGAAGGGCGCCUGCGUGGAGAGGCAUAGCAUCAGUAAGUACAGGGUGGAUGGCUCCUGGGGGAAGUGGGAGCCCUAUGGGCCAUGCUCCCGGACCUGUGGCGGUGGCGUGCAGCUGGCAAAGAGGGAGUGCGACCACCCGGUCCCCGCCAAUGGGGGCAAAUACUGCGAGGGCAUCCGGGUCAAGUAUCGUUCCUGCAGCCUGGACCCCUGUCCCAAUGCAGUGCUGGGCAAGAGCUUCCGUGAGGAGCAGUGUGAGGCUUUCAACGGCUACAACCACAGCACCAACCGGCUGACGCUCGCCGUGGCCUGGGUGCCCAAGUACUCCGGCGUCUCGCCCCGGGACAAGUGCAAGCUCAUCUGCCGUGCCAAUGGCACGGGCUACUUCUACGUGUUGGCACCCAAGGUGGUGGACGGUACCCCGUGCUCUCCCGACUCCACUUCCAUCUGCGUCCAGGGCAAAUGCAUCAAGGCAGGCUGUGACGGGAAGCUGGGCUCUAAGAAGAAGUUUGAUAAGUGCGGUGUGUGUGGAGGAGACAACAAGACCUGCAAACGGGUCACAGGCCUCUUCACCAAGCCUAUGCACGGCUAUAACUUUGUGGUGGCCAUCCCAGCCGGGGCCUCCAGCAUCGACAUCCGGCAGCGCGGCUACCGAGGGCUGAUCGGCGACGACAACUACCUGGCCCUGCGUAACGGGCAGGGCCAAUACCUGCUCAACGGCCACUUCGUGGUGUCGGCCGUGGAGCGGGACCUGCCCGUCAAGGGCAGUCUGGUACGCUACAGCGGGACGGGCACGGCCGUGGAGAGCCUGCAGGCCUUCCAGCCCAUCCAGGAGCCCCUGACGGUGGAGGUGCUGUCGGUGGGCAACAUGACGCCCCCGCGGCUCCGCUACUCCUUCUACCUGCCCAAGGAGAACCGCGAGACCAAGCCCGCACGACACCCGGACGUCCACGGCCCCCCAGCCCCGGGCCUCUCCAACCGCGUGGAGCAGCCGGACUUCGGGGCGCGGCCCCCGGCCCGCUGGGUGGCGGGCGGCUGGGGCCCCUGCUCGGUCAGCUGCGGGAAAGGGCAGCAGAAGCGACCCGUGAGCUGCCACCCUGCCUCAGGGCUCCCCGGCCCAGCCGCCUGUGCUCUGGAGCAGCGCCCGGCUGAGGCGCGGCCCUGCGGGGAGCCUUGCCCCUCCUGGGAGGUGGGCGCCUGGUCUCCCUGCUCCAAGACCUGCGGCCGCGGCUUCAAGCGGCGGCCGCUACGCUGCCUGGGUCAGGGGGCCCGCCUGCUGCCCCGGGACCGCUGUAAUCCGAGGCAGAAGCCUCAGGAGCUGGACUUCUGCACCCAGAGGCUGUGCUGAAGGGGCUCCUCCCUCCGCCCCGGGAGCGCCCCUGUAUGCUCUCCCACCGGCCGCCAGCCGAAGGGAUAGGCCAUGGGUCGGCUGAGGGCUAGCAGAGACUAAGGACUUUGGAACGGGAGUCAGAACCUCCUCGCCCCAGGUCUUCCUUCAGGGCAGGGGCCCAGCACACUCCGCGUCUACCUCGCACUGCUGCCCGCUCACUCAGUCUGGGCCCAGGAGGCGCCGAGCAGGGGUCUAGGGGAGCAGGAGACCUGGCCACCUGUCUUUGCCACCUGUCCUCGCCUUCAUGGACGCUGGCAGGAGGGGCCUCCCUCUGUGGUGGGCUCUGGGCUUGGAAGGGGCAGUCCUGCCGGUGGCCUUCACUUGUGGGCCGCAUCUGUCUGUGGCAGGGUUUGUUGGUGCUGUCGACUUCUCUGUCGGUGCUGUCCACCUCUCUGUUCCCCCGGGCUCCCUCAGGCAGGGAGGGGUGGCAGAAGGGGAAGGGCUCUGGGCACCAGGCCGUUCCCCAGAGGGGCUGGAGAGGAGCAAUGUGAGGGGCUCAUUUACCUGUGGCACCUUGGGUGGGAGUGGGGCCCAAGGGCCCGAGCCCUGCCUUCUUGCCCCCAUGCCAGCUCUGCCCUAGCCCUCCUCCCGGUCUGUCCUGCUAGCCAGGCCUCAGAUGGAGUCACGUGUUGGAGGAGUACCACCGUGAGCCCCUGCAUAAACCUAGAGUGGGUGGGCCGCUGGGCAUCUUGGCACCCGGGUCCUCCCUGUAUUUGGCUGGCACCACGCUGGGAGACUUGGACGAAUCACUUUGCCUCCCUGUGCCUCAGUUUUCCCCACCUGGGAAGCGGGGCCAUCAGAGCUACCUCAGGUUGUGAUUUCUGCCCCGGUGCUAUGCGGUUGUUCGGUGCUGGCCCCAGGGAUGGGCCCUGUCCCAUGUCACUUGUCCCUGUCACUCAUUCUCAGGCCCCAAGGCCCACAUCUGGCUAAAACCUCCGGGGACUGAGCCCAAGAACAGGAUAGACAAGCGAGGGAGUUGGUGGGGGUGAGAUUAUGCCAACCAGAACUGGGUGCUGACCCGAACUGGGCCUCCCUCCCCUACCUCUGGGACUUCCCUCCCUUCUAUCCUGGUGCCGGGAGGGAUGGAGCUCCCUGCCUUACCCCUCGUGGCCUGCCUGGCCCCAUUCCUGCCCCUCCAACCCGGCUGACCAGCAACGGGGGCCACGGAGGAAAUGCAGGGGGCUCUGUUAUCCGUCUUGACCGGAGGAGCAGGGGGAGCUUGGAUCGCGGAAGCUGAGAUGAAACGAGCAAUCUGGUUUCAUCCGGUUGUUGUGUGGCAUUGGUCCCCCUCCCCAUCCCGGUCUGCUGCCGCCGGGACCUUCUAAUGAGUUAACGUUGACAGGAGGGAGAUCCCACCUCCCCUCCUCUUGCAUUUCCUCCUGUCUGCCUAGGAAAUGGCCCCUGGAAAAGCUGGAGCCAAGAAGAGAGGAGAAGAGUAUGGGUAAUCCACAUCAUGAAUAAGGGGGUUGGUGUUGUGUUCUCACCCCUCCUUGCCUAUUUCACAGAGGUGGCCGCGGGCCUCCAGUCGUCUGUUUUAGGCUAUCAGGUUGCUUAUUCCAGGAAGAGGGUUUGAUCAGGCCUGAAAAGACCCCAAAUGGUCAGUCAGUUCUUGGGCUAGUCUUUCGGAGGCAUCCCCCCCAUCCUGCUCCCACCAACCUAAGGUCUCCAAUUGGCCCCUGCACUCACAUGAAAAGCCAACACCUAGGCCUCCACAUACAGAAUGAGUAGAUGCCUGGGUGUGAGUACCCUCGCCUCGCCAUCCCCACCCUCUACUAGCCAGCUGGGUUCUGUUUCCCUUCUACUGAUACGUUGGAGUGGGAGGGAAGUGGGGGUAGAGAAGGGAUGGCGGAGAAGGAGGUGGGGGUCCUGGUGCCCUCACUGACAUCCUGGCACCAAAGUGGUAAUGUGAAGCGGGAAGGGUCCCAGCCUCCGUCUCUCAUUGCCUUUGGGUGAGAGAGAAAUAGUCACAGGGCAUCAGGCCUGGAAGCUAGGGCCUCAGCAAGUUGGCACCUGUCCUGUGAGUUGGCUGGUCAGCCUGCAGACCACAGGAGAUUGGCUACUCCCAAGUUGUAGCACGAGUGGUGCGAUUGUGGUUGGCCUUGCAGGGCUGGGUCAUGCUGGCACCAAGAUGAAUCUGGUUGAGGUCAGAGUCAUCCCUGUGAGCUCAUCUUUCCUGGCCUCUUUGCAAGGUUUCAGUUUGGAUACUGUGGGUCCCAGCAGGGAGGAUCACUCAGGUGGCAUUACCCUGGACCGAUGGGACUACGGCUCCCACCAGGUCAGGGGCAACUGCCUGAGUGCAGUAGGGAUGUCUGAAGUGACCUUUCUCAGAAGGCUUCUUUGGUGCUAGGCACUCCUUUGGUGGUAAGGUGCUAAGGGAGCUGGGCAGAGCCUGGGCUGGGAUGAGCAGAGACCAGGUGGCAGAAUGCCUCCACAAGGCUCUGCAUGGGAGGAGCCUAGGUUGGUUUCCCCAGAGGAACUGGGGAUUGUUUCUGCCAGUCACCUGAACCUUCACUGAGCCAUCUGACCCCAAUUGCCAAGGUCUGAACCCGUAAACCCUUCUUCCCUCAGGGAGGUCUGAAACCACCUGGCGCAGUAAACCGGGGGGGCAGAGAAGGGUGAAGGAGCUUGGACUUCUUCCAGCCCUGGCCCAGCUGAGAAACAAGCUGUCUUCCCCGCCCCCCCGUGUCUUCUUCUCCUCCUGCCGGCCAGACAUCCAGUUGGAAGAGCCUCCGGAAUGCAAGGGCCGCUCUGAGCAAACCCCUUCUUGGGGACCCUGCCCUGCCAGGAGGAGCAGCAGAAGCAUGGGAUGGGCAGACCGGGCAGGGGGAGAAAGUGACGGUAGGGCUUGGGCAUCUGACCUGGCCACAACCUCUCAGAGAAGACACUUUUCCAGCAAGCAAUUUCUAGCAGGACCCUGACUUCCAUGUCUAUUGUCCUGAGUGAAUCUUUCAUUUUCUAUUCAAAAAUACGGCACCCAGAAUUCCCGACAGGAUAAGUGUGGGCCCACCGACCCUGUGUUCACUCUACUGCGCUCCUCCGUGGAUAGGGUGGAAUGGAGAGGUCCCCAGCGUGUCCUAGGGAAAACCAAACAGGAAAAGGAGCCCUCGGGGGCUGUGAAAAUUCAGCAUGCUCUCAUGUGGGGUGUGGACAGGGAGGGAAAGGGUCUUGACCUCUGAUCCCCCUGUCCUGUGACUGCACUGAUGGUGACAUUUGGGCCCAGGAACAUCUCCCUCCCCACACCCAACUUGAACCGACGGAGCUUAGGCCUUGGGGCCUGGCUGAUCUCCCUCCUGGUCCCAGAUUCCCAGAGCCACUGGGAAUUGUUGUUGUCACCCGUGGAUUUAUUUUAUUUUGUUUCUGCGGUGUCCUGCACCCUGUGUACUGCAGGAGGACUGUGUACCGACUGUAUGCGUAUACUGUGUAUACAUGGGUGUCAGCUGUCGAUGUGUUGGCAGCCAGCCCCUAAUAAAGUUGUAUUUAAAGCCCUC